AUGACCCAGCAGCUGCUGCUGCACCUUGCCUGGCUGAAUUCCGCGUUGGAGCGCAAAGCGCGCCUGUAUGACAGACUAGCGUCUGGGCAGCAUGGUGACGAGGAUGAGCUGUACAAUGUGUACUUUGUGCGCAAAGGCACCCUCGAUGAUGAGGGGCCAGAGAAGGGGCCUUAUGCCCACAGAGACACAGAGUCGCAUGGUGCUAUUGACAGCAUGACGAGUGCUGACUUGGAAAUGGAGCAGCAUAAGAGGAAACGGGAGGAGGAUGAAUGGGAUGAGCUAGAGCAGACAAAGCGCCAGGAGGCUCGCAGGGAUGACAAGACUUGA
Coccomyxa subellipsoidea C-169 is the source of this 327-nucleotide messenger RNA. RefSeq lists its product as hypothetical. The record is from RefSeq and is a predicted model, not a curated record. Lineage: Eukaryota; Viridiplantae; Chlorophyta; Trebouxiophyceae; Coccomyxaceae. The transcript has 3 exons. Bases 1 to 327 code for a protein of 108 amino acids.